AUGGUGACGGUCCUGCCCUCUACACACGGGGGGAAAAAGGAAUAAAACGCUUUGAGCCCUCCUGGGAUAACACGGCUGGGGGCGGCCCCCCGACCCCCGCCCCGCCCCGCCCCAUCCCUGCCCCAUAAAUCAGCGCAGGAGCAGCCCCCAUGCACCGUGCCCGGUUCCCGGUGCUCCCUGCUCGGUUCCGCCCCCUAUUCCCGGUUUUAUCGCCACAUCCCGAGGAUGCUGCCCCGCUGCGGAGCCUACACGGUGCAGCCGCUCCGUGGUGACCUCGAUGGUCCCUGGGAAUCGGCCGAGAGCUGCAUCGUGCGCACCUCCGCCAGCGUCUACCGCCGGCUGCAGGAGAGCCCGCGGGGAAUGAACACCCGGGGAGCCCCCCCGGCCCCACCGCAGCCCCCCAGCACCCCCCCGGCCUCACCGCACCUCCUCAAGCUCGAAUCGGAGGAUUCCGGCGUGGAGAUGGCCAGCAAUGACCACUCGCCCUCCACCCCUCUGGGCUCCGAGAGCAGCUUCUCCCUGGACGGUUUCGGGGCGGAGAAGCCCCCCGGAGGGGAGGAGCCCCCCCGGACCCCGCGGAGCCGCCCGGGCAGCAGGAGGCUGCUGCAGAGGAGCAGGAGGCAGCGCUGCCCGAGACAGCUCAGCCGGCGCAGCGCCAGCACCGCCGGGCUGGCAGAAACCCCGAGGGACCCCGAGCUGGCAGAAACCCCGAGGGACCCCGAGCAGCCCCAGGGGGCGGCGGAUGGUGGAUCUCGGUCCCCCCAGAGCCCUCGGGAUGUGCCCCAAGCUGCGGUGUCGGGGCAGGGGCUGCGCUACCUGGAGCACGUGUGCCAGAUGCUGGAGCGCCUGGCGAGGCUGCAGCAGGACAAUCGCCACCUCCGGCAGCAGGCGGCCGGAGCUCGGUGUGCCCGCCCGGCCACCCUGCCCUCCCGGCAGCCGCCCAGGCAGGAUUUGGGAACCUGGAGGGGGGAGAGGUUCCGACCGCGCUCCUGCUCGGACAGCCAGGCACCAGCAGCUGAGCCCGGGCCAUGCAGGAGGAUUUGGGGACACUCACUCAGCUCCCCCAGCCUGCUGGACCCCUCCGAGGGCGGGGCGGGGGUCCCGGCCCCGGACAAGGAGGGCCGCUCGCACUGGGGCCGGGUGAAGGUGCUGCUCACCCGCCUGACCCGCCGCUCCCUGCGGGGCGGCCGCUGCAGGUAG
Catharus ustulatus (Swainson's thrush) is the source of this 1200-nucleotide messenger RNA. It is a transcript of the gene C27H8orf58, whose product is annotated as chromosome 27 C8orf58 homolog. The record is from RefSeq and is a predicted model, not a curated record. NCBI's taxonomy places the organism in Eukaryota, Metazoa, Chordata, Aves, Passeriformes, Turdidae.